Molecule: messenger RNA, 1827 nt
Organism: Symsagittifera roscoffensis
Lineage: Eukaryota; Metazoa; Xenacoelomorpha; Acoela; Convolutidae
Product: cell cycle control protein 50A-like
Exons: 6
Coding region: 282-1766 (494 amino acids)
Cellular component (GO): plasma membrane; endoplasmic reticulum; Golgi apparatus
Source: RefSeq, a predicted model, not a curated record
UCAAACAAUGUCUGAUAUUUAGUUAAAUAAAUAAUCAUGAGCUAUUUCAGCACAAAUUCACCAAAUGCUGUAGCUCUGCGCUAAACGCUAUAUUUUUUACUAUUGUUUUGUUCUAGUUGUCGUGCAAUAUAAAAUUUUUUGCACCUGCUUUUUUUGCGGUGUUCAAGAUUUCGUUUGUGGUUUUGAUUAUUUUGCUACCAUCGAUCAAUUUAGUACAAAAACAAUUGCCGCGAUGAAACUUAAUUCAGUAUUUUUGCAAAUUACUUGUCUGGGACAUCAUUAUGACUCCACCCGAAAAAGCUGAAGAAAAUAAUUCUGAAAAUCAGGCUCAAGAACUUUCUUACUUCGAUCGAGUUUUGUCGAGAAUGACAGCCUCUAGACCUCCAAGUAGUCUUUUCCAAACCGGGCUGGCAACUCCGGAUCCCGACAGCCAGAGCAACGCCAGUGGCGGCGUCAUCCAACACCCGACAACAUCUGACAACAACCGGAACAACAGCAGCGGUCAACCCGGGGAACAUUUAAUCCAGGGUUCCAAAAACCGAUGGCUCAAGACGAAAAUUUUCAGACUGAAAAACCAGACUUUAGGCGCAUGUCGGCCAGUUUUUAAUGAGAAAUCAGCCUCAAUUCUAUUUUUUGCGAUCGCGUUGAUAUUUAUUCCAAUUGGAUCUAUUUAUAUAAAAUUCAACAAAGAUAUGAAUGAGAUCACUUUGGAUUACACAGACUGUUAUGCAGACGAUGGGACAAACUGCAAGAGUUUCGUGCUCGAUAUAAAUAAUCAGAUGAACGGUCUGUCUUGCGAGUGCAAAGUGAACUUCUCUAUAUUCACCCACAUGGACAAAGAUGUCUACAUGUACUACGGGCUGAAUAAGUUCUACCAAAACCACCGAAGGUAUGUGGAAUCCCGUGAUGACAACCAACUUCUGGGCCGAGACAUCGCCAAUCCCUCCGACAACUGCGACCCAUUCAGCAAGGCCUUCGACAAAAACCUCAACGAAACAUUACCCGUAGUCCCUUGUGGAGUGAUCGCAAACAGUCUCUUCAAUGACACUUUCAAAGAACAGAUUUUCCUUUUUCUCCAGCUAUUAAACUUGAAGAAAAAAAAAUUAGUGAGGGAGGAAUUGAAAAAUCUUGCCGUUCAGCUGGACUGUCUAGUCGAGGGGGGACCUUCAGUUCCGGUUCCUCUCCUCAAAACCGGAAUUGCCAGAAGUGAAGACAAGAAUCACAAAUUCAAGAAUCCGACGGGCACUGGAAAGCCGCCUUUCGCAGGAACUACGAAACCUGCAAACUGGCACAAGUACAUCUGGGAGCUAGAUCCAGACAACCCAGGCAAUAACGGCCUGGUCAACGAGGACUUGAUAGUCUGGAUGCGAACCGCUGCAUUCCCCCAAUUCCGCAAACCACAUCGAAGAGUGGACCACAACACCGAAGCAUUUAAAAACGGAUUGCCCACUGGAGCUUACAUCUUGUAUGUUAACUAUUCCUACCCUGUCAGUCAGUUCAAAGGAAAAAAAUCGAUUAUUCUAACCAGUAAAACAGUGGUCGGAACUUUCGAUGCGUUCCUAGGUGUGAUGUAUAUAGUAGCUGGAGUGCUGUCAUUUUUCAUGGGGAUUUUUGUGGUGCUGCUUCAUUUUAAGUAUUCGCUGUCGAAGCGAAUAAUGCAGGCGAAUCCGGAGCCGAAAGACCUCGGAUCAAGCAUGGCACAUCUGAAAGAAAAAGUGAAAAGCAGCGUAAGAGCUCGUUCCUCCAGACCUCAAAUGACCAACUGAAAAGCAGUUUAAAAAAUACUAUAAAAUGGAUAGUUAUUUAAAAAGAAUUGAUUCAAUUUUA